Cornus florida is the source of this 2860-nucleotide messenger RNA. RefSeq names its product subtilisin-like protease SBT3.5. Gene Ontology annotation, molecular function: serine-type endopeptidase activity. NCBI's taxonomy places the organism in Eukaryota, Viridiplantae, Streptophyta, Magnoliopsida, Cornales, Cornaceae. Bases 351 to 2669 code for a protein of 772 amino acids. The transcript has 10 exons. Gene Ontology annotation, biological process: proteolysis. The record is from RefSeq and is a predicted model, not a curated record.
AUUAAUUCCCUAGUACAUCAGUUGACCAUCCCUCACUUGUGGUUGAUGCAAUCAGAUUCCUGUCUAAAUAUAGGCCAAGGCCAAUUCAGUCAGAUGGUGAAUUCCAUGUAAAACUCGUGGUGGAUUAGACAUCAUUAUUGCACAAACUUUUUGUGGACUCAUGGAAAGCAUCCUCUGCUAAAAUGAAGUCCACCCAUGAGAGGCCUUGACUUAAAAUGUUCCCUCAAGUCAUCAUAUUGAUCUUCCCUUUUUCACUAUUCAAAGACUGGUGAUAACUAGUCUUCUCGAGAGGUGAUUAAGAAGAGCUCUCUCCGUCCAUCUCUCCUUCCCAAACGCCACACUGACACAGAAUGAACAGAUGGCUUUGGUAUGGAAAGAGCAGCAACUCAGUGUUGUCAUAUGUUAUGGUUCCUCUACUCCUAAUUCUAGCGAAAGAUAUCUUACUGACUCCUGCAGAUGGCAAAAACAAUGUUCACAUUAUUUAUAUGGGAAAAAGGCAGCAUAAUGAUCCAGAGAUCAUCACUAGUACCCAUCAUGAAAUGCUCGCUACAGUCCUCGGAAGCAAAGAAGCAUCUGCAGAAUCCAUGAUCUACAGUUACAAACAUGGCUUCUCUGGCUUUGCAGCCAGGUUAACACAAUCUCAAGCGCAAAAGAUUUCAGAGUUACCUGGUGUGGUUCAAGUCAUACCGAAUCGUCUCUACAAGUUGCAAACAACCAGAAGCUGGGACUACCUUGGCCUCUCUUCACAUUCUCCAGCCAAUCUUCUGCAUGAAACUAAAAUGGGAGAUGGUGUCAUCAUUGGUCUAUUUGAUACAGGGAUAUGGCCAGAAUCUGAAGUUUUCAGUGAUGAAGGCCUUGGGCCAAUCCCCUCUAGAUGGAAGGGUUUUUGCGAGUCAGGAGAGCUUUUUGAUGCAGCAAAGUCUUGCAACAGGAAGCUAAUAGGAGCUCGUUAUUUCAUCAAAGGAAUACAAGCUGAGUAUGGAAAGCCAUUCAACACUACUAACCAGGAAUACUUGUCCUCCAGAGAUUGGAUAGGACAUGGCACACACACAUCUGCCACUGCAGGAGGCUCCUUUGUCACCAAUGUGAGCUACAAUGGACUUGGUCUUGGAACUGUAAGGGGUGGUGCGCCCCGAGCUAGGUUGGCUAUGUAUAAAGUGUGCUGGGAUUUGAAUGGAGGUGUAUGUGCAGAUGCUGAUAUGCUGAAGGCCUUUGACGAAGCCAUACACGAUGGGGUAGAUGUUUUAUCACUAUCAAUUGCCCAAGAGUUACCCUUGUUCUCCGAUGUUGAUAAGCAUGCAGGGAUCUCUUUUGGCUCCUUUCAUGCUGUUACAGAAGGAAUUACUGUCAUUUGUGCAGCAGGGAAUUCAGGCCCGAGAGAGCAAACAAUACAGAAUGCAGCACCUUGGGUCAUAACUGUUGCAGCUAGCACCAUUGAUCGGUCAUUUCCUACACCCAUCAUGCUUGGAAACAACCAAACCUUAAUUGGUCAAGCCAUGUUUACAGGAAAUGAGACUGGCUUUGUCAGCUUGGUGUACCCAGAGGUCUCAGAUCUCGUAUCUCCUCGUUAUUGUGAAUCCUUGUCACCGAAUGACACUUCGUUGGCUGGAAAAGUGGUGCUCUGCUUCACUUUAGAUGCCACUCAGACUGCAGCACCAUACACUGCAUCUGCUGUCGAAGAUGCUGGUGGGUUGGGGGUAAUUGUUGCUAAGAAUCCCAGUAAUGACCUGUAUCCUUGCACCAGUAACUUCCCAUGUAUUAAAGUAAGCUAUGAAAUCGGAACUCAGAUACUCUAUUACAUCCGUUCUACCAGGUAUCCCCAGGUAAGGCUGAGCCCUUCCAGAACAUAUGUUGGUGAACCUGUGUCAACCAACGUGGCGUACUUCUCAUCUCGAGGACCAAAUUCUGUUGCCUCGGCAGUACUUAAGCCAGACAUAGCAGCCCCAGGAGCAAAGAUACUAGCAGCAGUUCCUCUUUUUGAUUCAACAAUGAAAAGUACAUAUGCUUUUAGAUCGGGAACAUCCAUGGCAACCCCUCAUGUGUCGGGCAUUGUUGCCCUUCUCAAAUCCUUGCACUCAAAUUGGUCCCCCGCUGCUAUCAAGUCUGCAAUUGUCACAACAGCAUGGACAACGUAUCCUUCCGGGGAACCAAUUUUUGCGGAGGGAGAGCCAACUAAGCUUGCUGAUCCAUUUGAUUUCGGAGGUGGAAUCGUGAAUCCUAAUAGAGCACGUGAUCCUGGUCUUGUGUAUGACAUGGGUAUAUUGGAUUAUGUUCAUUAUCUCUGUGCCAUGGGUUAUAGUAACACUGUCAUCACUCAGCUCACGGAAAAACCCACACUCUGCCCUAGCAGAAAGCCCUCUUUUCUAGACGUAAACUUUCCUUCUAUUACCAUACCGAGCCUCAGAAGCUCCACUAAUCUAACUAGAACCGUCACCAACGUUGGAGCUUUUUGUUCAAAAUACAAAGCCCUUGUCAAGCCACCAGAGGGAAUAAACAUCGCUGUAAAACCAGAUCAAUUGAUCUUUACCCCUAAGAUCAAGACGGUCUCCUUCACUGUCACUAUUUCUACCACUCACAAGGUCAGCACAGGAUACCUUUUCGGCAGCUUGACUUGGACUGAUGGGGUGCAUGCAGUGAGAAGCCCCAUAUCUGUGAGAACUGGAUUAUAAGUCCUAUAUAUCAGUAGCUAAACAUCAACAAUUUCUGUGGUAAGCUGUUCAAUUUCUUGAGCUCAUUCUGGGAAUAUGUAUCAUAGAGGCAAAUGAAAUAUUUUAUCCUUGGUACUCCAUAUUACUGUGUAAUUUAUUAACAGCCUUAUAAAUUUGAAUAAUAUUUUUACAUGAUUUCCCAUCAUGAAUUU